GAGCCCAGCGGCGUGAGCGAGCCCAUCAAGAGCUCAUCAGCCAGGCUGGCUGCACACACACACCCUAGCUAGGGUUUUACCAUCCUCUCUCGCCGUCGCCGCCGCCGCCGCCGCCGGGAUCUGCUCGUCGGCGCUCGAUCCUUCACCGACUGGCCGGGGAUUCCGAGCGCCGGAGGGACCUCAUCUGACCUGGUUGGUUGGUUGGUUGGUUGGGAAUCGGAAGGGAAGGGACUGACGAUGAGGCCGGUCUUCUGCGGCAACUUUGACUACGAGACGCGGCAGUCCGACCUGGAGCGCCUCUUCUCAAAGUACGGCCCCAUCCGCCGCAUCGACAUCAAAUCCGGCUACGCCUUUGUCUACUUCCAAGACGAGCGCGACGCUGAGGACGCAAUAAGGCGGCUCAGCAACGCCGAGUUCGGCCACAGCAGGCGAAGGCUCUCCGUCGAAUGGUCAAGGCAAGAGGAGCCCGUGCCCAAGAACCGCGACAGGCCUACAGGGGCAGAUGCAAAGCCCACCAGGACGCUCUUUGUUAUCAACUUUGAUCCCGUCCGCACCAAAGUCGUGGACAUCGAGAGGCAUUUUCAGCCCUACGGCAAGAUUGCAAACAUUCGUAUCCGCAAGAACUUUGCUUUCGUCCAGUAUGAGAUGCAGGAGGACGCCAGUGUAGCCGUCAACAAGACUGACAAGAGCACGAUAUUGGACAGGGUAGUGACAGUUGAAUAUGCCUUCCGGGAUGAUGACAAUGAAAGAGAUGACAGACAUGGCAGUCCCAGGCAAGGCCGUGACAGAUACGGCAGCCCGAGACGAGGGGGUGACAGAUAUGGCAGCCCCAGACGAGGCGGUGACAGAUAUGGCAGUCCAAAGAGAGCCAACCAGGGCAGACGUCCCUACGAGCGCUCCCCUAGCCCUAGGUACCGAAGGGAUUACAGUCCAGAUUACGACCGCCGUCCACGUUAUGAUCGCCAGUAUGGAGCACCAUAUGGUAGGAGCCGAAGCCCUGUGUAUGAUCGUUAUGAAAGAGGGUGGAUGGAUUUCGAAGGAUCUCAAAGGAAGGAAUUCCAGGGAGGAUGAAGACGCUCGACCUUUUAUGGCCGUGUGCUAGAACUAGAAGAGCGAGGGAAAAGCACAAGGCGAUGCUAGUUUUUUCAUAUCAACACCUUGUGUAUUUGAGAUGAAUAGUUCAUCCAUGGACCAAAGCUUCUUGAUGGCCUGGCCUCUUUAACGACACGGAUGAUAUAGGCCUCUUGAUGGCCUGGCCUCUUAACCAACUAGGACGGUGAAUACCACCUGACAAACGUGCGACUUUGGAGAACUAGUUUGUUUGUCUCUUCUUGCUGCCUGUAUGCUAUACCAGUCAAGGCCCAAAAUAUGUAUGCAUGCUGUGUUUGCCAUCCAUUGGUGUCACGAAAGCUAGUAGUAAUAUGGAUCGGAGGGAGUAUCUUAUUUGUUUUCCCAAUGAUGGAUCUUAUUUUAUAUUUGACUGAAAAAUCAUUUUCUACUUGAAA
This is a messenger RNA of Hordeum vulgare subsp. vulgare (domesticated barley), 1505 nucleotides long. Its product is annotated as serine/arginine-rich splicing factor RS31-like. Gene Ontology annotation, molecular function: RNA binding. The transcript is spliced from 5 exons. Bases 238 to 1071 code for a protein of 277 amino acids. The record is from RefSeq and is a predicted model, not a curated record. Gene Ontology annotation, cellular component: nuclear speck. Lineage: Eukaryota; Viridiplantae; Streptophyta; Magnoliopsida; Poales; Poaceae. Gene Ontology annotation, biological process: mRNA splicing, via spliceosome.